Chiloscyllium plagiosum (whitespotted bambooshark) is the source of this 1459-nucleotide messenger RNA. Lineage: Eukaryota; Metazoa; Chordata; Chondrichthyes; Orectolobiformes; Hemiscylliidae. The record is from RefSeq and is a predicted model, not a curated record.
GGCCCGGGGUUAUUCUGGGGGGCAAUUAGGAGUGGUUGCAAGUGUGAGACUUGCCGAUUGAGCGUCGGUUUGGCGUCCAGUAGCGAGCGCCUUGUCAUGACUGGGCAGGAGCCCAGGUCUGAGACUGAAACCCUCCUCUUGAAUCUCCGCCCGCGACAGGAUCGGAUCUUCGAGCAGAAGAGGGAGCUGGGAGAGGCGAGGGAAUCGCUCCAGAGGUCGGAGGAGAGCGUGGCCGAUCGUGACCGCAGGAUUGAGGAACUGCAGAGGCUGAUGGGUGGAAUGGAAGAGGAACACCGAGUGCUGGCAGGGAGGAUGACCGAGAACGAGCGCCAGUUGGAAGAGAUGAGGGCGCAGAAUCGCGCUGGCAAGACCGACCAACACAGGGUGUUGCAGCUGGAGAAAGAAGCAGAGAACCUGAGGGAGAAGAUUUGUCACCUCAAUGAUAUGUUGAAGAGCCAGCAGAGGAAAGUCAGGCAAAUGAUCAAGCAGAUGCAGAGCUCCCGGACUCAGAUCGAGGAGAAGGACCUGCUGAUUCAGCAGCUACAGGAGCGGGUGGAGCAUCUGGAGUCUGAGAACCGAGAGAUGCAAGACCGUCUGGAGUAUGUGACCUCUCACAAGGUCUCUUCCUCCGCCACCUCCCAGCAAUGCAAUGGCCGAGUGGCCACAGACCCCCAGGUUAUCUCCAGAUACCCUCUGGGCUGCAGGAAACCCAAAGCCUUGGUACGAGUGCUAGAAACAUCAUGACAGCAGGAGCAGAUCCGCUGGAAACCAACACACUUCCCUCAGUCAAACCUUGCUGCUGGCUAUGUCGUCUCGGGUUUACUGUUGAGGGCAGAGUGACCGAAUACUUCACUCGUGGAAGACUGAACUAACCCCCCAACAUCGACAAACACUAUGUGGGAGAGAGCUCCACAUCCCCACACUCUCAAACUCCCUUGAUGCUCCCUCAAACAGCACAGAGUUUGAUGACAGACUAUAAGUUGUCUUACUUUUGUUUUAAACUGAAAAUAAAAAGCUGCCUCUAUACUGUCCUCACCAUCAAACACUCCCAGGGACAGGGACAGCACUGGGUUAGGUACAGAGUAAAGCUCCCUCUACACUGUUCCCCAUCAACCUCUCCCAGCGUUGAGAGACUUGUACCCUGGAACUCAGGCCCAUAUUGACAUGUUCUGCACAGCACUGAUAUCGCAGUGCUGCUGUUCUGGUCUAGAAUUGGGAGAUGGGACAUGUACCAAAGUCACUAGGAUAAAGCUCCCAAUCCCCUUCUCUCCACACUGUUGCCCGGUCUGCCACACUCGAGGCUUUCAAGUUCAGUGUAAAUAUCUUUCAGAAUCACUGUUUUAAGAUUUCAGUUCAUUCUUCUAUUUAAAUUAUUUCCUGUGUUUAAAACAGUCUGAACUGUUUGAUGUGGUUUUGUUUGCGGGAUGGAUUAAACAGAUUAAUAAAAACACCAAAGCCA